ACUCAGAUGCAUGUGAGUUCAUUUUUUUCUCUGCGUCACUCUCUCUCUCUCCCUCUCUUCGAUUCUUCUCUGUUUCUGGUUCCCCAAAUUCACCACCUCUCUCUCUCUGCAUCAAUUUCAAUCGUUUUCUUUCGAGACAAUCUUCAGUCUGCUUUCGUUCUUGAUCCGAUGUCGCUCAAGGCUUCUCAGGUUUUGUCUCUCUUGAACGGGGACAGCCACGCUCUGUUUCCCCUCCUUUCUCCCGUUUCCUCGCCGUUCUCGCCCUGUUCGACGAUGCCCUCGACAGUUCACUUCUCGCGGGGAAGGAAUGAGCAGUUUCGGGUGGUCUGUGCGUCGAAAGGAGCAAACAAUCGGCAAUUGAGCGGCGUGGUGUUCGAGCCGUUUGAAGAGGUCAAGAAAGAGCUCGCUCUCGUACCCACUUCUCCGCAUCUCUCGCUAGCUCGCCAAAAGUACUCUGACCAGUGCGAGUCCGCCGUUAACGUGCAAAUCAACGUGGAAUACAAUGUCUCGUAUGUGUAUCACGCCAUGUAUGCCUACUUCGACAGAGAUAACGUGGCGCUCAAGGGUCUUGCAAAAUUCUUCAAGGAUUCAAGCGAAGAAGAGAGGGAACACGCAGAGAUAUUAAUGGAGUAUCAGAACAAAAGGGGCGGAAAGGUGCAGCUGCGGUCUAUAGUGAUGCCGUUUUCGGAGUUCAAUCACGAGGACAAGGGAGAGGCACUAUAUGCUAUGGAGCUUGCAUUAUCUUUGGAGAAGCUGACAAAUGAAAAGCUUCUGAACUUGCAAAAAGUAGCUGAGCAGAACCAUGAUGUGCAGUUGAUGGAUUUCGUCGAUAGCAGAUUCUUGGCCGAGCAGGUAGCAAGCAUUAAGAAGAUUUCUGAAUAUGUAGCCCAGCUGAGAAGAGUGGGCAAAGGGCACGGAGUCUGGCACUUCGAUCAAAUGCUACUCCACGAAGAAGCCGUGGCAUGAUGAGAGGUCGGGCAUCUUGCUUCUCAAAGAGCUGUCGAGAUCACCGUGCCCCGCGAGGUGUCGUGUCAAUACUAGCGGUUGCUUGCCCCGAGUGGUGUGGUUUUGACUGUUGCAAAUAAGUCUGUUUUUGUAAAUAUUGGUAGAAACGAACGCAAAACUGAAUUCCGCUUUCUGUAACUCUUGGGUUUUUGUUGGGAUUCAAAGUAGCGGCGAGCAAU
Molecule: messenger RNA, 1184 nt
Organism: Rhodamnia argentea
Lineage: Eukaryota; Viridiplantae; Streptophyta; Magnoliopsida; Myrtales; Myrtaceae
Product: ferritin-3, chloroplastic-like
Exons: 8
Coding region: 7-966 (319 amino acids)
Biological process (GO): intracellular iron ion homeostasis; iron ion transport
Cellular component (GO): cytoplasm
Molecular function (GO): ferrous iron binding; ferric iron binding
Source: RefSeq, a predicted model, not a curated record